UCAGGUUGGGGGUUUAGGAGCUGCUGGCUUUUCCUGGGAUGGUCAUGGGCUUCCUCCAGGCGUGUCUGGUAGCCGCCUGUAUCUGCGCCCUGCUCCGGGGCUGCCUGUGCCGACCCGAAGGUUGGGGAACGCUGAAAAACGAUGCGACCGAAAUCAUUCCCGAGUACCCGGAGAUUCGCGCCGAGGUCAGGAAUCACAGCGUGAACCAGGCAAAGCACGGAGGCAGGCGGCGAAGCCAGUCCCUGCAACUGAGGGGAGCAACAGAAUUCAGUUGCCGGGAGCUUCGAUCCACCAGAUAUAUAUCAGAUGGAACAUGUCGCAGUGUGAAACCAGUGAGGGAGCUAAUUUGCUCCGGUCAGUGUUUGCCAGCCCAUCUCCUGCCCAAUUCCAUUGGCCGGGUUAGGUGGUGGAGCCGGCAUCAGACCUCUGACUAUCGGUGUGUACCAGCCCACUCACGAACCCAGCGUGUCCGGUUAGAGUGCCAAAACCAGGAGACAAGGACCUACAAAAUCCAAGUGGUGACUUCCUGCAAGUGCAAAAGGUAUUCCCGCCACCACAACCAGUCGGACAAUAAGCAGUUGAGCAAGGGAGCCAUCUCGAGGAGGAGAAAGACCAAGAAGAAAGCAAUACCCCCUAAAAACAGAGGCAAAGGCAACCAUCAUGACCAAGCUGAUCGAUAUUAGAACUUUCUAUCCAGUUUCAUAUAAUGACUCACUUUAUGAAAAGUCAGUGCUGGAAGAAAAGUCAAUAUGUUUCCAUGUUCUAAAGCACUUACUCUAUAGUGCAUUAAAUCCAGCAUGUAUUAAUAAUUCUUUUGAAUCUCCAAGAGCAUUGCACUCCCUACUCAGAGUGGGGUUAAGUAUUUCCAAACUGAACAAAACGUCCUGACCAAAACAUAGGAUGGCCAUUUCACAAUAUCAGAGAGCUUCACUUUCUUUUUGAAAGCAGAGAACCUAAAAAUAAAACCACAGUCUGUUACUUUGUCUAGUUGGAAAUGUUACUCAAUAGGACAACACAUACACAGUAUUUAAUUUGGAAUGAAUGCUGGCAUUGUUUACAGCAUAGAAAUAGUUAAUCAGUUGGAAAAAAAGCUCAUUUAAGCUAGCAAUAGUUCAACUCUAGAUUAAACAUCCAUGAAGUUAAUGCAUGUGACAAAACAAAAUUAAUUCCUUAAAUUCCUAUUUUUCAAUGAUAGAACAAGGACAUGAUAACAUGAUCCACAGUCUUUUCAAAAUAAAGCUAGACAAUUCAGUAAAUACAUCGCUGAUUAAACAGCGUCUGGACAGAGAGAAACGGAACUUGAGGUGUUGGUAACUGAAAACUUAACCCUGUUUCUGUGUCCAGAAGCUGACAGAUCUACUGAAUAUUUUCAUUCCUUUCUAAUUCUAACUUCAAUCUUUCUACUCUACGCUUGGGCACUGAUGUGAAUUGCCCUCGGUUUUAUUGUGGUGUCAACAGGAACUUUGAAGCAAGGAUAGGCCAAAAUAAUUGAUCUCUAGUGUCACAGGCAAGAUAACACCUCAACAAUUUUAGGACUGGAAAUGCUGAUUGGAGAACUUGGAAACUUAAACCUAUGCCCACAGCCCCUAUCCAUACAUGAAGUAGUCAAGGGAACAGUCCAGAAACCAAAGCAAAAACCUUCAUAAACAGGAGGAGAUGCAUUCUGUCACAGAGAAGAGAGGAAGGCAGAGAAAAUAAAUAAGCUAGGAACAGUUUAUAAAGUCUUAUUCAUAAUGAGUUCAAUGUGUAUUUCAGAUAUCUGGUACUUAUAGAUUUACACAGUAACUUUUGAAAAAAUUGCAAGCUUCUGAAGUGUGUUAUUUUAAAUGUUUGAAGGAGGGCACACAAAUUGUUGACCCUCCCUCCGAUGGAAAACAUUUUUGACAACCUUUCCUUAGUGAAGAUAUUUCUGUUUUUAAACAUAAUUUACCCACUACAUUUAGAAUAUUUUCUUUUGCUUUAAUGUUUGCUUCUUUGUAUGUUGCCAGUCUCAAACUAUAAGUGGUAAGUACCUGUACAUAUCUAAAACAUUACUCUGUUCAUUAAUUUAAUAACAGAAUAUGAUAUGCAAUCCACACCAAUGGCAAUUUUGUGAAGUUGUGUUUGAGCUUUUUGUAUGAAGUUGUAUGUGUAAUAUUUCCACAUUGUGGUGAAAAUGGGACAAGAAACUUUUGUAGCCUCUUAAAGGGAUUGUGAGUUAAGUGGCCAAAGUGCAUAGACGCAAGUAAUUGUUUAAUACAAAUGAAUCAUAUUUAUUUUCUCACUUAAAUUAUUUAUACUGCCAUGUUUCAUUGUAGAUGUGUGAGAACUAUUCUUGCCAUAUACAGUAUUGUAUUAUUGCAAUUUAAGUGUCAUCAAAAUAAAGUAGCAAAAACUCACAUAAACAAUGUUCUUGUCUUAUUGUAUGCAUCAUUAGUCACUCUAAUUGUUGAAGUCAAAUAAAUUAUGGUUAGCUGGCAGAAGGAUACAUUGAGUAAUAGGAACAAAUUUGCCCUGGGUAUUGACAACAGAGCACUCUAUGACUACCUAUGGCAUCAUAGAUGGUAAACUGGCACCGGCUCAAUGAAAACCUGCAUUUAUAUAACACCUAUCACAAUCAGUCAAGAACAUUUGAAGUAUGGUCACUGAACAGAGCACAAUUUGUAAAACAAGGACCCACAGAUAACAAUGAUAUAAUUGACUUGAAAAUUUGUUCUAAUGAUAUUGCUUAAAGGAUGAAUAUAGGACCUAACAUCAGCAGAGUUCCCCUUUUCCAGUUUGUCCAUUGGAUAGGAUAUAAUACAUGGUUAGGUAUCAUACAAACAUGUGUUCCUUGAAUUAGGUUUUGUAUUAAAGAUGGUACCUCAAUGCAGAAAUUCUGAAAAGUAUGUUAGGAAUGACGAUUGGUGGCAGUGCAUACAUUAUCUAGUGAUUUCAUAAAUGUCAAGUUACCUCCAAAAACCUCAAAAAAUGCUCUAAUGCAGACCCCAAGAGCCUCUAUUACUGGAAUUGUUGUUAAUGAUGCAUAAAGGUGCAUUCUUCAAUGGAAAGGAAGAGCAUUUAUGGGCCUGAUCGGCUUUUUUUCAAUAUGUUCAAAACACAACCAAAUAUAUAUCUUUAAAAGUUGAUGUUUCAAGCUGUUGUAUUCCUAAUCAUUGCUACGAUGUGUUUGCUGCACUGAGUUAUUGCUGCAUUAUUAACAAUAUCAAAUGGAUUUACCCUGUUCUUCCCUACUGCUUACUUAG
Messenger RNA from Hemiscyllium ocellatum (epaulette shark), 3224 nucleotides. It is a transcript of the gene sost, whose product is annotated as sclerostin. Gene Ontology annotation, biological process: negative regulation of Wnt signaling pathway; negative regulation of BMP signaling pathway; ossification. Lineage: Eukaryota; Metazoa; Chordata; Chondrichthyes; Orectolobiformes; Hemiscylliidae. Gene Ontology annotation, molecular function: BMP binding. The coding region runs from base 39 to 683 and encodes 214 amino acids. The transcript is spliced from 2 exons. The record is from RefSeq and is a predicted model, not a curated record.